AUGCCAUCUGCAUCUUUUCACAGAAUCCUACGACCCCUUCUGCUCGGCACUUUCGUACUGGGAUGCUUUGUGACUCUGUUUUUGAUGUAUUUUAAACCAUCCACCAGCUGGUUAUCAGGUCCUGUAGAGUCAACAGUAUCCACAGACCGGGUCAAGAACCUCUUCUCCACCAAAAGCGAUAAAAACGUGACCACCUUGCUGAUCUGGCUCUGGCCCUUUGGACAAACCUACGACCUGGGCGUGUGCAGCUCUCUCUUUAACAUUGAAGGUUGCUUCAUCACAGCGGACAGAAACUUCUACAACAAGUCAGAUGGGGUCGUCAUCCAUCACCGAGACAUCUGCACCGACCUGUCCAACCUGCCACCGCUCCAGCGACCAUCCUUCCAGAAGUGGAUAUGGAUGAACUUGGAGUCGCCGUCGCACUCCUCCCAGCUGCCUGGGAUCGAGAAUAUGUUCAAUCUGACUCUCAAUUAUCGUCAGGAUGCUGACAUUGAAGUGCCUUAUGGGUCCAUUGUAGCAGCGGAUGGCGAGGAGGACUUUGUCCCACCCAGCAAAAACAAGCUGAUCUGCUGGAUUGUGAGCAAUUGGAACCAGGACCACGUGCGGGUGAAAUACUACAAUGAGUUGUACAAACACAUUGAGGUGCAUGCGUAUGGACAAGCCUUCGGGGAGUACAUCUCUGACCAAGAUUACUUCCCCACCAUCGCCAGCUGCAAGUUCUACCUGUCGUUUGAGAACUCCAUCCACAAGGACUACAUCACUGAAAAACUGUACAACCCGCUGUCUGUGGGGACAGUGCCAGUGGUUCUUGGCCCGCCCAGGCAGAACUAUGAGAACUUUAUCCAGGGAGACGCCUUCAUCCACGUGGACGACUUCACCUCGCCCAAGGAGCUGGCCGAUUACCUGCUGCUCUUGGACAAGAACGAGGAAAUGUACCUCAGGUACUUUGAGUGGAGGCGGCACUUUAAAGUAAAGAAGGCUUAUUUCUGGGCAGAGCACACAUGCCUGGCUUGUGAUUACCUGCGUAGGCACAAGGAGUACAAGGCAUUCAAUAACCUUGACAAGUGGUACUGGGGCGGAUAG
Messenger RNA from Anoplopoma fimbria (sablefish), 1083 nucleotides. RefSeq names its product fucosyltransferase 9a (gene fut9a). The record is from RefSeq and is a predicted model, not a curated record. Bases 1 to 1083 code for a protein of 360 amino acids. Gene Ontology annotation, cellular component: membrane. Gene Ontology annotation, molecular function: alpha-(1->3)-fucosyltransferase activity. The transcript has a single exon. NCBI's taxonomy places the organism in Eukaryota, Metazoa, Chordata, Actinopteri, Perciformes, Anoplopomatidae.